AUGAUCGUUAAAAGUGAUGAUAGUGAAAGAGGAGGAGAGGUGGAACAGGUGGAAGAGGCAGAAAAGGUGGAGGUGGAGGAGGUGGAAGAGGCAGAAGAGGCGGAAGAGGCGGAGGAGGCGGAACAGAAGAGGCAGAAGAGGCAGAAGAGGCAGAAGAGGCAGAAGAGGCAGAAGAGGCAGAAGAGGCAGAAGAGGCGGAAGAGGUACUUGGGCGCAAUGAGGUAA
This is a messenger RNA of Pseudogymnoascus destructans, 225 nucleotides long. RefSeq lists its product as uncharacterized. The record is from RefSeq and is a predicted model, not a curated record. Lineage: Eukaryota; Fungi; Ascomycota; Leotiomycetes; Thelebolales; Thelebolaceae. The transcript has 2 exons. The coding region runs from base 1 to 225 and encodes 74 amino acids.